UGUUUACAGCAGAGAGAAGUAGAAACUGAUAAACUUCGCUGCACAAGCAAGCGUUUAAUAGCGACUGAGUAGUUCACCAACGAGGCUUGGUUUUAUCGGUUUAUUAGAUAAGCACUUACAAGCAGUCAUGGUGGCUAUGGCGAAGAGAGUGAAAACCUUUCAAAUUAUCUUUACGGACCCCAGCAAGACUUUUUACUGCGGCGGGGACAAGGUCUCUGGACGGAUAGAAGUGGAAGUGAACGAUGUGACUCGUGUGUCCGCAAUGAAGGUUCUGGGUCUGGGCUGCGCCAAGGUGGAGUACGCUAAAGGCAAGCAGCGAUGCCGACAGGAGGACGAGUACCUCAGAUAUGAAGAGGUCCUGCGACUGGACGACCAGCCCACAGACUCUGAUGGAUCAGUUGUCUUGAGGCCGGGCAACAAGUACGAGUACACUUUUGGAUUUGAGCUCCCCCAGCAUGGGCAGCUGGUGUCGUCAUACAAGGGGAAGUUUGGUUAUGUCCACUAUUAUGUGAAGGCUAUCAUGGAGAGGCCACACCAGCCCGUCCUCGAGUGUAAAAAGCAGUUUGAGGUGGAGGAGCCCCUUGAUAUCAACACCCCAGACCUGCUGUCUCCCACAGGUGGCAUGAAGGAGAAGAAGGUCACCUGCAUGUUCAUCCCUGAUGGCCAGGUGUCGCUGAAUGUAAAAAUCGACCGCCGUGGCUUCUGCGAAGGCGAAGACAUCUGCAUCAACGCAAAGUUUGAGAACACCUGCUCUCGCAUUGUGGUGCCCAAGGCAGCCAUCAUCGCCAAACACAUCUACCAGGCCAACGGCCGCACCAAAGUCUUUCGGCAGAAGCUGUCUGCAGUGCGUGGUAACCACAUCAUCUCCGGCAUGUGUGACGCCUGGCAGGGAAAAACCAUCAGGGUACCAAAGAUUAAACCAUCCAUGCUGGGCUGCAACAUCAUCCGUGUGGAGUAUGCUUUAAUGAUUUACAUCCACAUUCCUGGUAGUGAGAAGGUGGUCCUGGAGCUGCCCUUGGUCAUUGGUACUGCCGGACUGGGCAGCCGCAGCAACAGCGUGAGCAGUCAGGAGGGUUCAGUCAGCAACGCCUCCCAGAGCUGGGUGUCUCUCCGGAUGCCCUCAGAGCCUCCCAGCUACUGUGACAUCAGCCGUGACUGCCGCCUGGACCAGCCCCUCACGCCACUGCUGGACGACUUUGAUGGUGAUGACAGCCCCAUCUUUAUGAACACUCCAACCUUCCAGUUCCCGCCUCCUCCAGCAUACAGUGAGGCUGAGGAGGAGUACAAUGGCAACACCCCUCGCAUGAUGCCGGUCUGUUGAAGUCCAGCAGAGAUUCAAGGACUAUGGUCCAGCUCUCAGGGACCAUCCAUCCAAAGCACUUAAAAAGGAGCAGAAGGUCCAAACUCCAGAGAGGAUGUGUUGGAUGGAGAGGUAAAGCCACAACUGUGGAAAUGGACAGAAAGAGACUUGCCUGGUCUGUCCACUCCUUCACCGCGCUUCAUCACCUUCGCUGAUCUUGAGUCUUCCUCUUGGUGCUCUGGAGGUCGAGCCACAGCAGCUGUGACGUGCUACAUUUCUGAAUAAGCAGUUCUUCCAGAGACUCAGACUUUCAGGGUCUCACUGUCCAUUCACAGACACUUCAUGACUAUGUUUUGGGGGCCAAGCAUUGUAUGAGUCAGCCCCAGCCUGCUGUGACAUAUUUGACUUUUUGGGGUUUGCCUUUCCUCAUGAUGCUUUUUCAUUCCUGUCAAACCCUGUAUUUUUAAGGGAUUUCACUAGAGGAACCAUCUAUUUUGUUAACUCCAGCCAGUUUGUGUUGCUGUAAAGAAUGCGUCAGGAAUAUUGUUGCCUUCGAGAAUUACUCCAUGUAGAAGAACCUUCCUCAGAUGCCCAUAGAACCUCAUACAGCAUCUUUAUUUUCUCAUGUACCAGUGUUUAAAAAAAGUAUGGCUUGUUCCUUUAUUGCACUUUUUGAUAGAUGCAUUUUGCUCUACUACUGCCUACAACAGUUUCUUUUUAAAGUUUUGUUUGAACAAUGUUAGUGAUGUGGAGAGUGAAACGUUCUAGGUAAAACACUCUAAACUUGUUGGAACCUCACCUUUGAUUUCCAAAUCCCAGCUUGGUGAUUGGCUGUAAUUUGUUGACACUGCAAGUGCCAAACAUUUUCCAUACAACUUCGAUGCUCCAUUAAUUGUGGGACGCACCUUAUGUGAGGAUAAUCAUUGUAUCUGAUCUGUGGUUGUCAUAGACAACAUUUCACUCUGAGAUCUCUGCUGUGGUGGUUUCACAAAAUCUGUUUUUCAGGGCGCAAAGAAAAUCACAGUUGGAGACUAAAAGAAAGAAAGUAUGUUUGCAAUGCAUUCUUGUUACUUAUUACAAGUAUUUUUUGUAUGAAACCCUAUGGGUUGUUUUUUUUUAAUAAAUAAAGUCAUGUUAAAAAAUA
Molecule: messenger RNA, 2444 nt
Organism: Epinephelus moara (kelp grouper)
Lineage: Eukaryota; Metazoa; Chordata; Actinopteri; Perciformes; Serranidae
Gene: txnipa
Product: thioredoxin interacting protein a
Exons: 6
Coding region: 128-1321 (397 amino acids)
Biological process (GO): protein transport
Cellular component (GO): cytoplasm
Molecular function (GO): ubiquitin protein ligase binding
Source: RefSeq, a predicted model, not a curated record